Molecule: messenger RNA, 1359 nt
Organism: Mizuhopecten yessoensis (Yesso scallop)
Lineage: Eukaryota; Metazoa; Mollusca; Bivalvia; Pectinida; Pectinidae
Exons: 4
Coding region: 22-465 (147 amino acids)
Source: RefSeq, a predicted model, not a curated record
UGGACAGCAGGUGUUUUUACCAUGCAGCACCCCUCCGACAUGGACCCGAAGUUGUAUCUCGGCUGGUACCUCAUUGCGGCCAGUGUUGUAGUUACCUUGCUGGAACUGACGUGGAUCAUUAACAAAGCCGCAUGUUGCAAGCGAGAGGGUUGCUGCUGUCAUUGCUGGUCUGUCAUUAUGUGGAUUGACAACUGGAAGAAGGGCGUGGUCUAUCUAAUUCUGGCUGUUCCGGUGUUCAUGGAAGGCAUGCGGAAUAUCCUCGGGAUUGUUAGUGGGUUCCUGUUGGUGAUAUGUGGUCUAUUGUACAUCGUGAAGACAUUUAAGGAUGGAAUAGUGUACACUGUGACAGAAACUCGUUACGUAAAAACUUACACACCAAACGUUAACAUGUUAGUGCAUGAAAUGGCUACACAGACUGAGGACGACAAAUAUUAUGAGGAAAUAACGCCAAGCAGGAAGCGGUGACGUCAACAAACUCAUAUCAUAUUACUUCAUGACGUCAUAUUAACCAUUUUUUGUCUUGGUUUGAGGGAAACAUGUUUCUUUAUUUUCCCGAAAAGAAUCGUGUUUCUCUAUUACAAGAGAUAUAGACAUUUAAUCAUAUCAAAUAACAUGAUUAUGACAAUAACACAGCAAUAUAUAUGAUCAGGCUAACGUGCCAUUCUUGUCGUCUGCGUCAGUUACUUAGAAAUCAGCUGUGGUGCCUUAAGUUUUCUCAUUUUCCUAGAAAGGCACUAUAUAUGGAAAAUAUGAAUAAGAAACUCGAGCGCGGGAGGACAAGCUACUUUAUAUUUUUGUCUGUGUAAACUAACGGCGUAUACCUUUGACGACAAUUGGAAGGGUACCACAUCAUCUUGGUGGACGAUUUUACCAUGCGUACAGUAUAGCAUGUUUUCCUUACCACGCAUGAAUAUGGAAAACAGACUGAUAUGGCCAUGCACACCUAUGGCGUCGCUUAGGUCUGAGCAGUGACGUCAUCCUAGUUCUCUAGGUAUAACUACACAGUCCAAUGACCAACAGUAAAAUAUGCUUAUGCCAGUAAGAUUCGAAGAGGUCCCAUUGGGCUCACCCGGUUGCCUUCACAAAGACACACUUAACAUGAUGGAGCGAAGGGAUGAAUGUUAAUCGUCAAAACUUUCGAACAACCAAAUGUGUCCCGCAUAUAUGACAUUAACUAUCGGCCAGAAACCGCUCGAGAGUUAAAGAGGGCAGUUUGAUGAACGUUGAACGCAAGAGGCUAGUUUUGAUUUUGAGUAAAUUAUAAGCAAAGCAUAAGUUUGAUAAGGUCUUUCCUUUGUUUUUGUUUGUUGCUUUCCUGUGUGUAUUUCUUAAGAAAAUAUUUCAUUAUCUAUCUGUGUU